Messenger RNA from Carassius gibelio (silver crucian carp), 3245 nucleotides. Its product is annotated as paladin. The record is from RefSeq and is a predicted model, not a curated record. The transcript has 20 exons. NCBI's taxonomy places the organism in Eukaryota, Metazoa, Chordata, Actinopteri, Cypriniformes, Cyprinidae. The coding region runs from base 238 to 2841 and encodes 867 amino acids.
CUCUUCCUGAGAUUGUGUUUGUGUCUGACGCUGGGACUGAAGCUCGCUCUUGCUGUCUUAGACUGCUAAUCUCUCACACACACACACACACACACACACACACACGGCUGUAGAGCAGCUCAUGGCACGUCUCAGUUAGUCGUGUCUCUGUCUGUCUGCGGAUCUGCUGUCGCUCUGCCCAGACAUCUGUGGAUUUGAUGGUGCUGUGGCGUGUGUGUCCUCAGCUGCUGGAGGAGUAUGGGUACGACUGCCAGCGCUGCUCCCCAGCCCACGCUGCAUGAGAGUUUCCACGGCAACGGGAUGACGGACAGCAGGCGGUCGGCGAGCUCCGCCUCCUUCCAGGCGCUCAGCAUCCACAACAACAAGGCCAAGUCCAUCAUCACUAAUAAAGUGGCUCCUGUGGUCAUCACGUAUAACUGCAGACAGGAGUUUCAGAUCCACGAUGAUGUCCUCCGUACGAAUUAUAAAGUUGGGAGGAUCUCGGACAACAUGCCUGAGCACCAUCUGGUCCAGGGAUCCUUCUUCAUGGUGCAGGACGUGUUCAGUAAAGCAGACGUCCUCAGCACCAGCGGCUCGUACGGAGCGCCCAACUUCCGCCGGAGCAAAGGCAGCUUCCCGCUGUACGGCAUGGGCCAGCCCAGCCUGGGUGGCUUCAAACAGGUCCUCCAGAGACUGCAGGGUGAAGGCCAUCAGGAGGUGAUUUUCUUCUGUCUGCGAGAGGAGCCGGUGGUGUUCCUGCGUUCGGACGGAGACUUUCUUCCCUACACUCCCAGGAGGAAGGAGAACCUUCAUGAGAACCUGCACGAUCUCGGACGCCAGGCGUGCUCGGAGAACCUGGAGCUCACCAUCAGACGAGAGCUUCACGACUUCGCCAAACUCAACAACAACGUGUUUCACGUCUACAACGACAUCGAGCAUUUUAAAGGAGAGCCCCAGAAGAUCUGCAUCAGCGGUGAAGAAGACAUGCACGUCACCGAGGAGGUGUACAAGCGUCCGCGCUUCACCAUGCCCUCGUACAGGUAUUACCGUCUGCCGCUGCCCACGGAGCGAGCGCCGCUCGAGGAACAGUUCGAUGCCUUCGUCAACGCUCUCCGGGAGAAUCCGUCUCUGUCCUUGAGUCGUGACGCGUCGCGGUCUCUUCCCGCUCUGCUGUUCAGCUGUCAGGUGGGAGUCGGCCGAACGAAUCUGGGAAUGAUCCUGGGAUCUCUGGUGAUGACGCACCUGACACGGGCGACCCAGGAGCCCUCAGCACCAGCCGAAGAGGAUGUGACAGAGAAACCCAAAAUGCAGUUCUGGGUUAUUCAGACCCUCAUCAGUAAGCUGCCUAAAGGUCAAGAGGUCAUGGAAGAGGUGGACCGAGCCAUCGAUCUGUGCUCGGAGAUGCACGACAUCCGAGAGGCGAUUUACGAGAACAAACAGAAGCUGGAGGGAAUCGGCGAAGACUAUCAGAUCCAGGGAAGCAGCACUAAAGAUUACUUCCUCCAUCGAACUCUACAGAGUCUGGAGCGAUAUUUCUACCUGAUCGUCUUUAACGCUUACCUGCAUGAACAGUAUCCGCUGGCGUUCGCCUGUAGUUUCAGCCAAUGGCUGUGCUCUCACGCCUGGAUGUACCGCCUCCUCUCCUGCAUGAACCAAUCAGAGCUCAGAGCUCCAGCUGACCUGCUCACGAAAGGAGCUCGAGUUCUGGUUGCAGAUGAAUAUUUAGCGCCUGACGUUCUGAGCACCAUUAAGCAGAUGAAAGUGGCUAAUUUCAGACGAGUGCCCAAGAUGUCUAUCUAUGGGAUGGCACAGCCCACAUCUGAGGCGACCGGAGCCGUUCUGGAGUAUCUGACGGAUGAGAAGAGGAAACACAGCAGUGUAUUGUGGGUGAAUUUACAGGAUGAGCUGGUUGUGGAGGGUAACGGCCAGAUCUUCUGUCCCAGAGAGCCCACGCGUGUGGACCAGCACAUAUGUGUGCCCUCGUCCCAGACGCAGCAGAUCGAGAUGCUGGAAACGGCUCUGAAAGAGGAACUCGUGGGAAGUCAGAAAUGGCUUGAGGUGACUCUGGAGCAGGAGAAGCAGAUGAAGAUGUUCAAGAGCUGUGUGACGGUGCAGGAGAUCUUUAACCAGCACAAGAGUUCACACCAGGGACUGCGGUACACACGGAUACCCUUCCCAGAAUGCUCUGCUCCGACUGAAGAGGGUUUUGACAGGCUGCUGGAGGCGAUGAAGUCUUGUCUCGCUGAAGACUCUCUCUCUGCGUUUGUCUUUAACUGCUCUAAUGGUAAAGAACGGACGACCACAGCAAUGGUGAUCGCUGCGCUCACGCUCUGGCACUUCAACGGUUUUCCAGAGUCUUGCGAGGAUGAAAUCGUAAGCGUUCCUGAUGCCAAAUACACAAAGGGCGAGUUUGAGGUGGUGAUGAAGCUGGUGCGCUUGCUCCCUGACGGUCACCGGAUGAAGCGGGAGGUUGAUCUGGCGUUAGACUCGGUCAGUGAGACCAUGACGCCGCUGCACUAUCACCUGCGAGAGAUCAUCAUCAGCACCUACAGACAGAUCAAGAGCUCUAAAUGUGAGCCGGAGAUCCAGGCUCUGAGGCUGAAGAGUUUGCUGUAUCUGGAGCGCUACAUGUACCUGAUCCUCUUCAACACGUACCUGCACCUGGAGAAGAGAGACUCGUGGCAGCGCUCCUUCAGCGACUGGAUGCUGCAGGUGGCGGCUCGGGCUGGAGUUUAUGAGCUGUUGAAUCAGUUGGGCUUCUCUGAGUUUGAGGACCUGAGAGACUCAACCCUCUGUCGUCUCCGACAUCGCUGGCAACAGCAGAACCGCCACGGGCUCCCGUUCAGAGGAGAAUUCAUCUGAGAAACCUCUUCAUUUGAAGGACGUCCACCUGUUUUUGACCAGUAGCUGAAGUGUGAAGGACUAGAUCUUAAACCCACUGUGAGGAACUCUAAUAAGAACACAAGAUGAUCAGAUGAUGUUGCAUGAAUAUUCAUGAGCUCUCACAUGUGGAUGCUCAUUUAUAAAUGUACUUUCUGGCUUUUUUCUCUUUCUGUGCAGGUCUCUCACAUCUAUUAUUAACUUAACAGGACUCUUUUUACAUUACUUUUAGCUUUAGAUUAUUAUUUGACGUGUCUUUGCUUGUAUAGUUUAUUCACUCUGUUCUUUUUUUAACAUUUGAAGGCUGCAGGAACUAUAAUGUUGAGUUUCUCAUGAUGAAGACUUUUAUAAAGGCGGACUCCAUUAAAAUUCUUUUGUAACAGGAA